CAAGAACCGACUAUAGCAUAAAAAAAGCAACAAUAUAAUAGAGCGCAUGUACCCGCGCGUGUGCGUCCAAUCAAAGGCUCGUGCAGCUGUCCACCGCUCAGGUGCUGAAGGCAGACACUGUCACUCCGCACAGCAAACAAAAACAUACUGGACAAGACUGAGCAGUGCUCUCUUAAAAAGUUUUUUUUUCAGUGUUGUGUUUGAAAUAAGAUGAACAACUCUUUGUACCGAUGUCUAGAAGUUAAGCAGGACGACAACCUUUUUUAGCAGACAACAGUCUGUGAUGGACGUGCGCUUUGGACAGGUGCCGCUCACCCUUACGCACAGGCACGGCGGGGUGAACCAGCUCGGCGGUGUCUUCAUUAACGGGCGCCCGUUACCGCACGUGGUGAGACAGCGCAUCGUGGAGCUCGCUCAACAGGGCGUGCGUCCCUGCCAGAUCUCCCGCCGCCUGCGCGUCAGUCACGGCUGUGUCAGCAAAAUACUGGCCAGGUACAAUGAGACAGGAAGCAUCAGACCAGGAUUGAUUGGAGGCUCUAAGCCCAAAGUGGCCACUCCCAGAGUUGUGCAAAUGAUCCUGCACCUGAAACACACCAACCCCAACAUAUUCGCCUGGGAGAUCCGAGACAGGCUGUUGCUGGAGCAAGUGUGUGACCAUGACAGCGUGCCCAGCAUCAGCUCCAUCAACAGGAUCAUCAGAAACAAAGUCCAGUCUGAGUCGUGUGAAGUUGUAUCAUCAGCGUCAUCUGCCAUGAGAACAGCCUCUUCCUCAGAGUCCACCUAUUCCAUCAGUGGAAUUCUAGGCAUCAGGAAAUGCAGCAGCAAACAUAAGGAAGGAAGGGACAUCUCCUGUAGCUUCCACCACGACCAGCCAUGUUCCUGUAAUGACUCCUGGGGAUGUUCUGACCCCUGCCUGACCUCCAUAUCCAGCUCGACCUUUUACCCCGGCCUGGCAGAUAAUCAUAAUCCAGACCUCUUAGGGCCUCCGUGUCAUUACAGCUGAACAGGGCAGCAAAAGAGCUCAGAAGAAAGAAUAUCAUCCCCUUAGUGCCAAUUUCUAAGUUGGAUUGAUUGGAAUUAUUACAACAUGACUGGCACUGAGAUAGAAACCUAAAUCACAAUUACAAAGAUGCUGAAAUAAAAG
Messenger RNA from Micropterus dolomieu (smallmouth bass), 1144 nucleotides. Its product is annotated as paired box protein Pax-5-like. NCBI's taxonomy places the organism in Eukaryota, Metazoa, Chordata, Actinopteri, Centrarchiformes, Centrarchidae. Gene Ontology annotation, biological process: regulation of transcription by RNA polymerase II; anatomical structure development. Bases 284 to 1003 code for a protein of 239 amino acids. The transcript has 7 exons. The record is from RefSeq and is a predicted model, not a curated record. Gene Ontology annotation, molecular function: DNA-binding transcription factor activity, RNA polymerase II-specific; RNA polymerase II cis-regulatory region sequence-specific DNA binding.